Molecule: messenger RNA, 546 nt
Organism: Bradysia coprophila
Lineage: Eukaryota; Metazoa; Arthropoda; Insecta; Diptera; Sciaridae
Product: DNA replication ATP-dependent helicase/nuclease DNA2-like
Source: RefSeq, a predicted model, not a curated record
CAGCGAGCGACGUACGGUCAAUCGAUCAUGGACCUGGUACUUUCCGAUGAUGUGGUUGAAGUCGAAGACCGGUAUUUGCAUACUUUCAAGCGGAAAUCUGGUGGUGACUUAGUCAGCGAUCACACAUUGACUGGAAUGAACACUGGCGAGUAUUAUCGAGUUAGUACGUUGAAACGGAUCGCGAUUGCGGCUGGACGGGUUAUUGGAAUCACCAAAACGACCAUUAAGAUGAGCUUGGAGAGGGAUUUGACCAAACGAUACAAAGACGAAUCGUUCAUUUUGGACAGAAAUGACUCGCAGACAUUCACCAAAUUUAAUUUGGCCACCAUCGGCGCAUUAUUGGAUGAUCGUGAUAGUACUCGUCGGCUGAGGAGCAUCAUCAUCGAUCGCAUGCAACCGACAUUCUCGAAAACUUUACCGAAAAUCAUCGCAACCGACGGAAAACGAGUAUUGCAGAAAUUGAACAUCAUCCAACAGGAAGCCGUUUUGAAGGCACUGACCGUAAACGAGUAUCUACUUUUGAAAGGACUACCCGGAAUGUCUUAA